This is a messenger RNA of Punica granatum (pomegranate), 1981 nucleotides long. NCBI's taxonomy places the organism in Eukaryota, Viridiplantae, Streptophyta, Magnoliopsida, Myrtales, Lythraceae. The record is from RefSeq and is a predicted model, not a curated record.
AUUUCAACCCCAAAAAAACAACGACAAAACCCCUCCUUAAAUCCCAACACCUCCCCUUCAUAAAUACAUACAUACAAACCUCCUCGUACACCUUAGACCUCCAUUGCUAUCCUCCACAUAAGAGAAGGCCCGAAGGAGGAGAAGCCAGUUUUCGUGGUGGUGGUUCGGGUGCGAUGGGGAUUGAGACGCCACUUCUGAACAAUAGCAACAACCACAGCAAUGGGGACCUCCACGAUGUCGGGGAGUCGAAGAAGUUGGGGAGCGUAGUCAGGGAGUUCGGGAUCGAGUCCAAGAGGCUCUGGAAGCUCGCCGGCCCCGCCAUCUUCACCUCCAUCUGCCAGUACUCCCUCGGCGCCCUAACCCAGACCUAUGCCGGGCUUGUCGGAGAGAUUGAGCUCGCUGCUGUGUCUGUCGAGAACUCUGUCAUUGCCGGUCUCGCCUUUGGUGUCAUGUUGGGAAUGGGAAGUGCACUGGAGACGUUAUGUGGGCAGGCGUACGGUGCCGGAAGGCUCAGGAUGCUCGGUAUCUACAUGCAGAGAUCGUGGGUCAUUCUGUUGACCACCGCCUGCCUCCUGGUCCCUAUCUACGUCUUCGCUCCUCCUAUCCUGGAGCUCAUCGGGGAGACCACCGAAAUUUCCGAAGCUGCUGGAAGAUUCGCAUUAUGGAUGCUUCCGCAGCUAUUCGCGUACGCCCUCAACUUCCCCAUACAGAAGUUCUUGCAGUCGCAGAGGAAGGUCAUGGUGAUGGCGUGGAUCUCGGCGAUCGUGCUGGUGUUCCAUGCCGUCUUCAGCUGGCUGUUCAUACUGAAGCUCGGGUAUGGACUGGUGGGAGCGGCCGUCAUGCUCAACACCUCAUGGUGGCUCAUCAUCAUUGGCCAGCUCCUCUACAUCUUCAUCACCAAAUCGGAUGGCGCCUGGAGCGGCUUCUCUUGGCUGGCCUUUGCUGACUUGUGGGGCUUCGUCAAGCUCUCCCUGGCCUCUGCAGUCAUGUUAUGCUUGGAAUUCUGGUACUUGAUGAUAUUGGUGGUGAUCACGGGACGCCUCCCAAACCCUCUGAUACCGGUUGAUGCCAUCUCUAUUUGCAUGAACAUACAAGGAUGGGAUGCGAUGAUUGCACUCGGAUUCAAUGCUGCAAUCAGUGUGAGGGUGUCAAAUGAGCUUGGAGCCGGCAAUGCCCGACUGGCUAAGUUCGCAGUGGCAGUCGUCUCGGUGACCUCUGUAACCAUCGGAGUUAUCUGCAUGUGUGUCGUCUUCGGCACAAGAGACAUCUUCCCGUACCUCUUCACGAGCAGCGAUGCCGUUGCCGCAGAAACAACUAAACUUGCCAUCUUGCUAGGGGUCACUGUGCUCCUGAACAGUCUCCAGCCCGUCCUAUCUGGUGUCGCUGUUGGAGCUGGGUGGCAAUGGCUUGUUGCAUACAUCAACAUCGGGUGCUACUACAUCGUGGGGUUGCCUGCUGGUAUCCUCCUUGGUUUCACAUUCGGUUUUGGGGUCAUGGGUAUUUGGUCGGGCAUGAUUGGAGGCAUCUGUCUGCAGACAUUGAUCUUGAUCGUCGUCACCUCGAUAACCAACUGGAGGAGAGAAGCCGAGGAAGCAGGAGACAGAGUGAAGAGAUGGGGAGGAUCGUUAGACCAGUGAUCACCCGAAGGCCAGCGGUGCAAAGAUUACUUAGUUAGAGAUAGCAGUGAAGCGCCAUUUCAUUUCCCGGAUCAUGUCGACAACGCCAAGAGCAAGACGUUUCAUAAAGUAUCUCGAUUUUUGAUGGCCUGCUGGGUGACUUUUCGAAAUGUAGAAGGUUGAGCCGAUAGUGACAUUAUUUCGAGUCGUAACGGGGGUGGGAAUAACUGCUCUGUUGUAUCUAGCCAGCACCUAGCAGCAGUGCUUUCUGCAAUUUGAUUUUGUUUUCCUUUCUUUGGAACUUCUAUUGGAUUAAUGGCAUUUGGAGUCUCGACUAAUGUUACGGCCGGAGCAAGUUUCAAACA